Messenger RNA from Phodopus roborovskii (desert hamster), 5967 nucleotides. It is a transcript of the gene Znf629, whose product is annotated as zinc finger protein 629. The record is from RefSeq and is a predicted model, not a curated record. The transcript is spliced from 3 exons. The coding region runs from base 467 to 3055 and encodes 862 amino acids. NCBI's taxonomy places the organism in Eukaryota, Metazoa, Chordata, Mammalia, Rodentia, Cricetidae. Gene Ontology annotation, biological process: negative regulation of transcription by RNA polymerase II. Gene Ontology annotation, molecular function: DNA-binding transcription repressor activity, RNA polymerase II-specific.
UAACUGGGUGUCUGGCAGAGCCUUUGGAGAGAGAGCACGGGUAGAAAUACGGAGCCCCUCGCCGGCCUCUGAGCUCCCAUAAAAGCUGAUCUUGAGCGAUCCCACUAGACACAGGGAGAGGGGCGUCAUCGGAAACCUCCUUGCCUCCGUACUCCCCUCCCCAUUCUUUUCCCAGGCCAUGGGAGGCAAAGGGUUAAAUCCCAUAGAGCUGAUGUUCUGACUCCAGGCUAGAGGGGCCCGGGAAGCUGGGGUCACUUCCUGCUCCGUCCCAGUCACCCUGAACUGGUCCCCGGGUCCUCAGCCUGGAAUCACCCCCUAGAGAAGGACCCUAGAGUUCUCGGCAUCCAGCCCGUCCCCCGAGGCAGGCACUUAAGGGGUUAAGUCCCCUGGGGCUGGACUCUUGUCUUCCGGCUUUUCCCAGACCCCAGAGCCAGUACCUGGAACCUUCACAGUCGGCAGCUGUGGGAUGGAACCUGAGACAGUGCUGUGGGGCCCAGAUCUGCAGGGUCCUGAAGAGAGCCGGAACAAUGCUCACAGAGGUGCUGAAAGUGGGAAUGAAGAGGAGAGCCCUCAGCAGGAAAGUUCUGGGGAGGAGAUCAUCUUGGGAGAUCCAGCUCAGAGUCCAGAAUCUAAGGACCCACCAGAGAUGUCCCUGGAGAGCCCCUCCCAGGAUUCCCCAGCCCCACUGGGUUCUUCCAACCCCUUAGACCACCAGACCCCUAUGGACCCAUCAGCCCCUGAGAUAGUCCCUUCCCCAUCUGAGUGGACCAAGGCUUGUGAGACCAAUUGGCAGUGGGGAACCCUCACCACCUGGAACAGCGCCCCAGUAGUCACUGCCAGUGAACCCAGCCUACGGGAGCUGGUGCAGGGCCGCCCUUCUGGGGCUGAGAAGCCAUACAUCUGCAACGAGUGUGGCAAAAGCUUUAGCCAGUGGUCCAAACUGCUACGGCACCAGCGCAUCCAUACGGGUGAACGGCCCAACACAUGCUCAGAGUGUGGCAAGAGCUUCACCCAGAGCUCACACCUGGUGCAGCACCAGCGCACACACACGGGUGAGAAGCCCUACAAGUGCCCCGACUGCGGCAAGUGCUUCAGCUGGAGCUCCAACCUGGUGCAGCACCAGCGCACGCACACGGGCGAGAAGCCCUACAAGUGCACUGAGUGUGAGAAAGCCUUCACACAAAGCACCAACCUCAUCAAGCACCAGCGGUCCCAUACUGGGGAGAAGCCCUACAAGUGUGGUGAAUGCCGGCGUGCUUUCUACCGUAGCUCGGACCUCAUCCAGCAUCAGGCCACACACACAGGUGAAAAGCCCUACAAGUGCCCAGAGUGUGGCAAGCGCUUUGGUCAGAACCACAACCUGCUCAAGCACCAGAAGAUCCACGCAGGGGAAAAGCCAUAUCGCUGCACGGAGUGUGGCAAGAGCUUCAUCCAGAGCUCAGAGCUGACACAGCACCAGCGCACUCACACUGGGGAGAAGCCCUAUGAGUGCCUGGAGUGUGGCAAGAGCUUUGGCCACAGCUCCACGCUCAUCAAGCACCAGCGAACACACCUACGAGAGGACCCCUUCAAGUGCCCUGUCUGUGGCAAGACCUUUACGCUGAGCGCCACGCUGUUGCGCCAUCAGCGCACACACACAGGUGAGCGGCCCUACAAGUGCCCCGAAUGUGGCAAGAGCUUCAGCGUCAGCUCCAACCUCAUCAACCACCAGCGCAUCCAUCGCGGGGAGCGGCCGUACAUCUGCGCAGAUUGCGGCAAAAGCUUCAUCAUGAGCUCCACGCUCAUCCGCCACCAGCGGAUUCACACAGGCGAGAAGCCCUAUAAGUGCUCUGACUGUGGUAAGAGCUUCAUUCGCAGCUCGCACCUAAUCCAGCACCGCCGCACGCACACGGGCGAGAAACCCUACAAGUGUCCUGAGUGCGGCAAGAGCUUUAGCCAGAGCUCCAACCUCAUCACGCAUGUCCGCACACACAUGGACGAGAACCUCUUUGUGUGCUCGGAUUGUGGCAAGGCCUUCCUGGAGGCUCAGGAGCUGGAGCAGCACCGUGUGAUCCAUGAGAGAGGCAAGACACCUGCCCGGAGAGCUCAGAAUGACAGUUUGCUAGGGCUCGGGGAUCCUGCGCUGCUGACCCCGCCACCAGGAGCCAAACCCCACAAGUGUCUGGUCUGUGGAAAGGGCUUCAAUGAUGAGGGCAUCUUCAUGCAGCACCAGCGGGUUCAUAUUGGAGAAAACCCCUACAAAAAUGCAGAUGGUCUCAUAGCACACUCGGCCCCCAAGCCUCCGCAGUUCCGUUCCCCUAGGUUCCCCUUCGCAGGCAAUUCACACCCAGGUGCUUCUGAAGGCAGAGCUGAUCCCCCAGGACAGUCUUUGAAAGUGCCUGAGGGUCAGGAGGGCUUCAGCCAAAGGCUAGGUCAACUCUCCUCAAAGUGCUAUGUUUGUUCCCACUGUGGCGAAAGCUUCCUCGACAGGGCUGUGCUCCUGCAACAUCAGCUCACCCACGGCAAUGAAAAGCCCUUUCUCUUUCCCGAGUGUAGGACUGGCCUUGGGGAAGGGGCAGAGCCCAGUCCCUUCCUAAGUGGAAAGCCCUUUAAAUGCCCGGAAUGCAAAAAAAGCUUUGGCCUGAGCUCUGAGCUGCUUCAGCACCAGAAAGUCCAUGCAGGUGGGAAGUCCCAGAAGGGCUCGGAGCUGGGGAAGAGCUCCUCAGUGCUGUUGGAACAUCUCAGGAGCCCUUUGGGGGCCAGACCCUAUAGCUGCUCUGAUUGUGGGGCCUCCUUCCUCGAUCGACUAGCUCUCACCCGCCACCAGGGAACCCAUACUCAAGAAAGGGCCCCCACUCUUGAAGACCCCCCUUCAGAAUCAGCCGCCUUGUCCACAAACCAGGAAGAUGAGGGAGAGGCCCCAACCCCCCCAACGAGCAGCAGCCAUAGGGAAGAGGAAAGUCCUAAAACUCUCUCACAGAAAAAGCCCUAUGUGUGUCCUGAAUGUGGAGAUGGCUUCACAGAAGUUGCAACACUCCUCCUCCACAGGAGCUGUCACCCAGGCGUCUCCCUGUGAAGUAGAUCUGAAGGCCAGGGACCUCUCUUCUGAGAAUGUGGGGAAAGCAGGACAACCCCAUCAGAUCAGAGAGAAGUGGAGGGUCAAGAACCCUGGGAAGAGAUAGUGCAUUUGCAUCAGUGAUAAGAAGCCUGUGAGAUUAUGGGUGGGAACCCCUUAUAAGCCGUAGAGAAAAACUGCUGGGUUAGAAGCCCUAUAAAUAUGUAGGAAAAAAAAGCCCUUUAAGUCUGUAGCAGAGAAAUCCUAUAAACCAUAGUGGGUAAAAGCCCUAUUAAUUGUAGGAAGAGGUUCUAACAUGUCUCUAGACAAACCCAUAAAACUGUAUCAAAGUCCUUAUCAGAAUCCUGUAGCAGGGUGGAGGUCUAGGGAAUACAGUCAGCACUGACUAGUAAGGUGCCCUGGAUGGUGGAGGAACACCUGAACUCUUCCUAGGACACUCUCCUGGCAGCCCUGGGCAGAGGAAAGUGAUCAUCGAGGAAGUUGUGUAAGAACGCAGUAGAGCUAGAAAAAGAAGAGGGAUGGGGAGGGAAUGACUAGGAGCUUCCAGACCCACAGGUGAGACAAGACAUUGGUUACAUUGGGGGUUCUUUAGUGAAUUGUAUGUACGAGGGGAAGAAAGACUUGGGGGUCCCUUAUCAAUAACAGCCCCCAAAUGCAAAAGAAACAAGGGGUGUGAGGUAUAUAACAAAUCUCAGUGUAAGAAUAUUGAGAGCUCACCUCAGCUAUUAGGGGAAACUUUGUUUGUCUGAAGGGAAGCAAAGCACAGUGGAGAAACUGCAGAUGGAAGCUAGCCAGUUCCUCCUCCUCCUCCUGGGAGCUUGUUAAACUUCAAGUGCAAGCAGGUCCCAGUUCAGGCUAUCAGGUUCUCCUCAGACAGGCAGGACCAGCCUUUCCCCAGCCUAGCUGGAGAUGUCUACUCUGAGAGGCCUCUGGGGUUUCAAGGGGCCUCUGCCACAUUCUCAGGUCUCACAGGUUUUACCUGAAAGCUAACUGCCACAAAUCUUACUGCAGUGGCAACCCAUUUCCUCAAAUUCUGUCCUCAGUGGAGAGCCACUCGCUGCUAGUCAACUUCCAAAGAAUAAAUUCCUUCAGAGAUUCAAGGCUUGUAUGUACUUGUCGUCCCUAGAGUUCUACAAGCUCGUGAGAGCCGCUUAUGGGUUCUCUGUGGUGAUGAGGGAUGGCAGGGCAACAGCAACACCAUGUAAACCUCAGCCUUUUGUGUGAACUCUAUGCGAGGCUGCCUGCAGGAUGAGCCAGGCUGCACGUGGUGGAUGUCCCUGACAUGGCACAGACUGGACCAGAGUCCUUGAAGAGGCAAUGGAAACUUGACCACCUUCAUCCCCAGUACUUGGAUGCCCUUGAGACAGGGCGGCCAAAUUUGAUCAUGGCUCGGGAAAGGGAGAGAUUCCACCUGAUCCUUUUGGCCUUUCUCUUCUUAGCCAGGAGCCACUGGAUGAAAAUGAAAGGUUGAGAAAUGCCUACCAGGUCCAUCUCCUCCUCAGACACCAUAGGCUAGACAUGUCAUUAAUCCAGCCAAACCUGCUCACAUGACUGGAACUCUGAGAUGGAGCAGAGACAGUUGCCCUAAAAGUGGUGAAGAAAAACUUGGGCAAAAACAUCCACAACGAAGACCCUAAAGAUGGGAAGGACUGCCCCCCCUGUAUUUGGAUUGCAAAGGGAGUGUCCUUAGCCCAGUGCUGGCAUUAGUGACAUACUAUCCAGACUAGGAGGACUGAGACACCAAGUGAUAUGGCUCUUUACGAAUCCCGUGCCCAGAAGAGUGACCUGGAUCCCUACAAAGCUGUGGAAGGGACCUCUAGUCCCAUUACCUAAAACUUCAAAAGGUAGAGACCCAUCAUCUCUCCUGACCCUAAAUGGAUGACCCUCAAAAUUUAAAGGACCAAAAUCUAGAAUACUGGGAGAAAAAUGCCAGUCCUCCUGGGAAGGGAGAAAAGGCAGGCCUUCUACAAUUACAGAGAGCCUUGCUAGAGUCCCAAGUACCAUGUAGGGGAGCUCCGUGGGGAUGGGAGGAGUCUGUAUAUUGACAGAAAUGCUGGUAAAGGGGAUACCCCUAUAAAAUGGAGUAGGUACUCUCCUAAGUACAAGCUGAUCUGUCCCCUUCUAAGGUGGUAGCAGUAACUAGAGGGAAAUCCUGUGUAAAACUAAGCAGAUUCCCUCAGACCCAGGUUUGAGUUUGAAAGUCUGUCUUCAGAUUUCUGGGGCAGGCAAUCUGUGUAGUCAUGGCCGACUGUACAACUAAGAUGUAGUGGAUGUGAUAGGUGCUCACAUGUUCUGGAGACACGUGACCCCAGUACUGAAUGGACCAUGUGGAUAGGUGGUGGACUGGGCUUCCUGGUAGGAAAAGGCAGAGCAGAGGCCUUGAGAUGAGACCUGUUCUCUUGGCCACCUCUCUCUCAGACCCAGCUACCUCACUGAGAGAAUCUGUUGCAGGGCCCAGUCCUAAUUGGCUCAAGAAAAGGUCCCACAGAAUAAAGUCUGGAAGGCAUAAUGGAGCCAAUUCCAUGCUGGUCCAGAGCCCUCAGAAGUGCCCCUGGGGAAGAGCCCAGAAAGCGUGGCAUGAGUGAGGGGCACAAGCGUACAAGAGGGCAGAGCUGAUCUGCAUUCAGGGGAAACUUACAGCUCGUAUUGAGCAUGGAGGUCAAAUAGGACUUAUAAAGGAACUGGGUGUGAACCAUGAUUUGGGGAGAGGACUUGAAACCCACCAUCAUUACCCCCAGUCUGAAGUGGCUCCCAGAAUCCUUUGCCUCUGCAAAGGAAGCCCCGCUCCCCUGACUUCUCCCUAGCCAGGGAGUGAAGGGAAGCCAGCCCUAUUUUUGAGUGUCUUGUGUCAGUAACAGUGUUGUGUCACCAGUGGCCAUGUUGAAUAGUUGAGAAUAAAGGGAGUAAGAUUU